CCACAGACGCCUCCAUCCUUCAUCCUAACAUGCAGCUGACGGGCCUCUUCCUCCUCCUCACCUGGACUGUGCUCCAGACAGCCGAGGCUCUGCAGUGUCAUCGGUGUACAACCCCGGCAUGCACCAACACAACUUCUGUUGAAUGUGACACAGACAGUCCAGUCUGUACCUCCUUCACCUCAGUGACCUGUUCAGGUCUUGCUAGCUUGGUAACUGUGACCAAAUCCUGUGUGAAGUUAUCGAGCUGCACCACUCCUCUGAACCAGCAGACGGAGGUCUCUGUGAACUUGGGCUUCGCACAGAACACCCGCAGCCAGCUCUGCUGCAACACCGAUAACUGCAACUUCCAGACGCUGGCCAGUCCUCUAUGCCAGCAGAAUGGGAAGCGGUGCCCAUCUUGUGGAAGUUUGGCCAACGCCGAUGCUGGGAGUUGUAACUCCACCAUGUCCUGCGCCGGCUCAGAGAACAGCUGCUUCAGCGGCACCAUUUCCUCCAGUUCCAAGGUGCGGCAAGGGUGUAUAUCCAAGAACCUGUGUACGAUGCCCGCCACCACGGAGUUUCUCCUGGAUUCAUCAGAGGUCACCAUCACCUGCAGGGCGCCGUGGAGCCUGAAAGUCAACGCGGGGCUGCUCCUCCUUGGUCUCUCCGCCCGUAGAUUUCUUUUCUAGUGGCGACAUCACAUGCACAUACAUACGUCUUGCUAGCGUGAGAUUCCCACCACUCUGUUUCAUAGUCGUCGUUGUUGUUGUUGUUUUAUGAAUCUCUUUCUGAUCUGUUCAUCCUGUCUUCAUUCCUCUCUGGCCCUGUUCACACUUGGCAUUAAACUGCUCGAGUGAUCAGAUCACAGCCAGACGGGUAAACACACCCAAUAUAUAUCUAAUUAUACCCGAA
Molecule: messenger RNA, 891 nt
Organism: Lampris incognitus (smalleye Pacific opah)
Lineage: Eukaryota; Metazoa; Chordata; Actinopteri; Lampriformes; Lampridae
Product: phospholipase A2 inhibitor gamma subunit B-like
Exons: 5
Coding region: 30-668 (212 amino acids)
Source: RefSeq, a predicted model, not a curated record